AUGAAAGCUUUACGUCUUCUUCAAGCUCGUAGUUUUUCUCACACAUAUUCUUCAUGUCGAGGAAACAGUGUACUCAGUCAAGAACCAUCUGGACCAAAAAUGAAAACAGCAAUUCCGGGACCUUUAUCUAAACAAUAUAUGAAUGAUUUGGAAAAAACUCAAAACUCAUUAAGUACAAUCUUUGUUCUUGAUGUUGAAAAAUCAAUUGGAAAUUAUUCAGUUGAUGUUGAUGGAAAUAUUAUGUUAGAUGUUUAUGAACAGAUUGCUUCGCUUCCUUUAGGUUAUAAUCAUCCAUCAAUUCAAAAAGUUUUUCAAAAUCCAGAAAAUCUAAGUCAACUUGUCAAUCGACCAGCACUUGGAGUUCAUCCAACACCACAAUUUAUUAAACAAAUUAAUCAAACAUUACUUCCAAUUGCACCUAAAGGUCUUGAAUAUGUUCAACCAAUGAUGUGUGGUUCAUGUUCAAAUGAAAAUGCAUUCAAAGCAAUAUGUAUUUGGCAUGCAAAUAAAAAUCGUGAUGGAAAAGCGUUUACUGAAGAAGAAUUAAAAUCAUCAUUGUAUAAUCAAGCACCAGGAUGUCCAACAGUUUCGAUAAUGUCAUUUGAAGGAGGUUUUCAUGGUCGAACAUUUGGUGCAUUAUCAUGUACGCAUUCAAAAGCUAUUCAUAAACUCGAUAUUCCAAGUUUCGAUUGGCCAAUUGCACCAUUUCCAAGAUACAAAUAUCCAUUAGAAGAAAAUCAACGAGAAAAUCAAAAAGAAGAUGAAAGAUGUUUAGCUCGUAUCGAAGAAUUAUUUCAUGAAUAUAAAUCAAAACAAAAUCCAGUUGUGGGUGUUGUAGUUGAACCUAUUCAAAGUGAAGGUGGGGAUUAUCAUGGUAGUGCAACAUUUUUUCAACGUCUGCAAAAACUUAUUAAAAAAAAUAAUGCAGCAUUACUUAUUGAUGAAGUACAAACUGGUCUUGGUGCAACAGGAAAAUUUUGGGCACAUGAACAUUUUAAUUUACCUGAAUCACCUGAUUUAGUUAGUUUUUCAAAAAAAUUUCAAACAGGUGGUUAUUUUGCAAAAAGUGAAUUUCAACCAAAACAGCCCUAUCGUAUAUUUAAUACAUGGAUGGGUGAACCAGCAAAAAUGUUAGUACUUGAUGCUAUUUUAAAAACAGUUAAACAAGAAAAUUUAAUCGAAAAUACGAAAAAAACUGGUGAUGUUUUAUUAAAUGGUUUGAAAAGUUUAAAUCAAAAAUAUCCACAAUUAUUUUAUAAUAUUCGUGGUCUUGGAACAUUUUGCGCAUUUGAUAUGCCAAAUGCAUCAGUACGAGAUAAAUUUCUUGUUCAAAUGAGAAAUGCUGGUAUUCAAAUGGGAGCAUGUGGUGAUGUUGCUGUACGUUUUCGUCCAGCAUUGAUUUUUGCCGAAAAACAUGCUAAUAUUGUUCUUGAUAAAAUGAAUGAAGUAGCAAAGAAGUUUUAA
Molecule: messenger RNA, 1464 nt
Organism: Adineta steineri
Lineage: Eukaryota; Metazoa; Rotifera; Eurotatoria; Adinetida; Adinetidae
Source: the annotation of a GenBank genome assembly